Messenger RNA from Homarus americanus (American lobster), 2449 nucleotides. Its product is annotated as zinc finger protein 665-like. Lineage: Eukaryota; Metazoa; Arthropoda; Malacostraca; Decapoda; Nephropidae. Bases 131 to 1966 code for a protein of 611 amino acids. The transcript has 2 exons. The record is from RefSeq and is a predicted model, not a curated record.
UGUUACCAGCCUCAGGGGGACCUAGAGACAGUAGUUUCGUCUGCUGCAUCAACAACAAGACUGACACUUCUCACUAUUGACAAGAGAUUCAACCAGCGCCAGGGAGAGGAACAGCUGUUGUGCAGCAUAUAUGAUGAACUCAAGUAACACAAUAGGCAUGGAGUCCUUUUUAGCCUUACACAAGUGGAGUCUUGAGACCAAUAAACUGUCAAACAUCAGACUGGCAGAACUUAACCGAGAGUGGCAGGUGAUGAAGACAUCUCUCAUUAACAGAGAACAACAAGCAGUAAGAGUCCACCAACAGAAGACAAUGUUUCUCAGUAAUGUAAAGGAAGUGAGUAAGUGUGAGAAACACAGUGGUGAUGUGAGCAGCAGUAGCAGUAGUCAUACAGGUACUAGUAUUAGCAGCAGUAGUAGUAGUAGUAGCAACAGUCAGAGCAGCUGGAAAAUCAAGAAAAGAAUACAAAGUUAUAAAAUAAUGGGAUCUGACACUGGUGUAAGUCACUUCCCAUCAGGUGGUCCAGAGACAGUAAGAAAGAGAGGGAACCGUAAACUUGUGUGCACGGUUUGUGGUCUUGUUUGUCAACAUAAUGCACAUUUUCAAAUUCAUAUGCGCACUCACACUGGUGAAAAGCCCUUUAAAUGUAAUUUUUGUGAACGAGCCUUUGCUCAAAAAUCUGAUCUGACUAAACAUGAACGCAUUCACACUGGUGAAAAGCCAUUCAAGUGUGAUAUCUGUGAAAAAGCUUUUGCCAUCGGUAAAUCACUGCAGGAUCAUCGUCGGCAGCACACGGGAGAGAGGCCCUACGAAUGUAGUGAGUGUGAAAGGAGAUUUAGAAACUCCUCAGGGCUGAGCGAACAUCGCAAGACUCACCGAAAACAGUACGAAAGAGAAAUGUUUGGCAAAGUCGACAAAAAGACACAUGGCUUAUCCCUUAUUAAGCAACACGAAGGCAGUGAUACAGCCAGAUGUAGUUUUUGUGGUAAGAAUUACCCGAGCAGACAAAGUUUACUCUCUCAUGUGAGAAUGGUUCACAUGAAGAACACACCGUACCAGUGUGCCAAGUGUCGUACAUCUUACUCUUCCAUACACGGACUCUGCUUACACGUGGGUGCUGUUCAUAGACAUACAAAUGUGCAGCAGCAGAGUCUAUUGGUGCCAUUGUACAAGUGUUCAGGUUGUGUGUCAAAAUUUACCACCAGAGUGGCACUGAUAGAGCACACACAAGACACGGGACACGGUCACCUUAAGUGUGAUGUGUGUGACCUCACCGUGGAGGACUUGGAGCAGCUCGUUGACCACCGCUGGCAGCACCAGAUCACAGGACACAAUGAAAUAACAAAUGACAAAUGUAAAAGAUUAAAUAAAACAACAUUCCGUAAAGGGAUUAGAAUUCUGGGUGGGAAUUCGAAAAACAAAAAAAGCAAAGAUAUUAAUUUGGCAAAGAAGCACAGAGAACCGGUUGUACCUGGAAAGUUAAGAGUAAUGACCAUUCUACCCAUUGAGGCAUUUAAAGAAUUAUCAGAAGGUAAUGGAAGUAAAGAUGAAGGUGACAGUGUUGAGGAAUCUACUGUGAGUAGGAAGCCCAUGGCCACUGUGGAGUCUUCAAGUGACACCUGCACAACGGUCACAGGAACAGAUUAUGUAUUCCGAAGUUGUGAAAAAAAAGAGAAAAAUAAACGGAUGUCACUGUUGCCAAAUAAAAAGCCCUCAAAGCACUCUGAAGACUCUAAGCAUUACGAAUCACUGAACAUAAGACAACUACAGACCCACAACAAGCGACUGGCAGCAGAGACAGAAACUUAUGCAUCGUCAAGCUACCUCAACUGCAGGUCUUCACAGAGAACCAGGAAUGAGACUCGCCCUCUUCACAUGUCCGACGCAGAUCCUCUGUUUGUGAGCAGACGUCCACAAGAGUGGGACAAACGCUGGCUUGAUGAGAGCAUUGACAUUAUCUCCAUUUAAGAAGCUCACAUGCUCUGUCACUACAUGUUAGUUAUUAAGUAUCAUUCCAGCAAGUUAGUAAGAGUCUUCCUGCAUGUUUACAGUACUCAUUAUACAUUGAAGUAGAUGACAACGACCAGUUAGGACAAUUAUACAAGUUUUUGAUACAGUAUUUAGGAUGAUCUUAAUGUUUGGUUCACUAGAGUCACUCAAGCUUGACCUGUUUGUUCACUAGUCACUCUAGGUUGACCUGUUUGUUCACUAGUCACUCUAGGUUGACCUGUUUGUUCACUAGUCACUCAAGGUUGACCCUUUUGUUCACUAGAGUCACUCAAGGUUGACCUGUUUGUUCACUAGAGUCACUCAAGGUUGACCUGUUUGUUCACUAGUCACUCUAGGUUGAUCUGUUUGUUCACUAGAGUCACUCAAGGUUGACCUGUUUGUUCACUAGAGUCACUCAAGGUUGACCUGUUUGUUCACUAGUCACUCUAGGUUGACCUGUUU